Messenger RNA from Acanthosepion pharaonis, 1830 nucleotides. NCBI's taxonomy places the organism in Eukaryota, Metazoa, Mollusca, Cephalopoda, Sepiida, Sepiidae. The record is from the annotation of a GenBank genome assembly.
AUGUCACUGCGUCAACGGAGACUGUCCAAAGCUGAAGGACGUCUGAAUCUCAACUUGCUUAGCCAGACACAAAACAGGCUGAAGGAUCAUAACAUGUCCAGUGCUCGUCGUCACUGGUUAGAUGCUAUGCUUAAGAUCAAGACACUUGAAGACCCCUGGGAAAAGUUUCACCUCGAAGAAUUGAAAGUGGAAUCAGCCAUCCGAUAUAGGUACAAUGCUUUGAAGAAAAAAUGGUCUGAAGAUCUAGUUCAAGUCAAAAUGGAAGAUGUAUCAUUCAACCAUGGUGCAAUGAGACAAUGUUUUAGAUUGAAAAAACUGUCUAAUUUCACACAUUCUGAUGACUGGAAACAUGCCCAAAACUAUGUGGCCAAGCGUUAUUUUGAAGAUGUCAGUCGAGAUGUCUACUUUGAAGAUGUUAAGCUGCAAAUGGAUACCAAGUUGUGGGGAGAAGAAUACAAUCGGCACAAUCCUCCCAAAAAGGUGGAUAUCUUCCAGAUGUACAUUUUGGAGUUCCAUAAACGUGCAGAAAAACCCAUUUAUCACUUGGAACAUUUCAUCGAGGGUGACUACACAAAAUAUAAUUCAAACUCUGGUUAUGUCGAUGAACAUCUCCGCUUAACUCCACAGGCAUUCAGCCAUUUUACAUUUGAGCGCUCUGGCCAUCAGCUGAUUGUAGUUGACAUCCAAGGUGUUGGUGAUCUUUAUACUGACCCUCAAAUUCAUACUGCUGAUGGCAUUGAAUAUGGUGAUGGUAAUCUUGGUCCAAAAGGAAUGGCGCUAUUCUUCCAUUCUCAUUGCUGCAAUUCCAUUUGCCAUGGUCUCAACCUUUCACCCUUUGAUCUCUAUCUUUCUGAAAGAAGAAACUUGGUUAACCCAACUUCCAUAAUGGCAAUGAGUCCCCUGACACAGGUUCGAGGAAAUGAGGAAAUGGUGAUUUGUGCUUCACCUUUGGAACAACAUGAUUUGACCAAUUUACUUGCCAGAAGUAAAAGCUCUCAUAGCAGCAGCAACAGCACAGAUGAUGAGUCCAUGUCUAUUGGAAGCCCUCUAAACCUUUUACGAUCACCUCGAAUUCGCUUCACAAGUGAAUCAGAAACUUCUAUGACUGAAGAAGAAGAAAAGCUGGCAUUUGCGGAAAUAAUUGGCAAGCGCCAUCGGCCAUCUUGUGUCAUCAAAGAAAAAGAUAUUUGUCAUUUGAAUAUGAAUUCUGAAGAUUCUGUUCUUGGCCAGAUUCAUCAUGAAAUGGCAAAAUAUCAUGAAAUUGGCCGUUUCCUUCUGACUCCUGACUGUCCCAUUGAUUGGGAUUCAGCAUUAUUCCAUGAGAAACAUGCUGCUGAAUUGGGUGUAUUGGAAGCUCUUAUCACUAUGGCCAGGCUUUAUCUUGGACUUCCAAGAGAUGUUUUAACUGAGUGUCCACAGGAGGUGGAUAUUGACAAAGGCUUGACAUACAUGACAUUGGCUGCUGAAAAUGGAGAUCGGGAUUCCAUGCUUCACCUUGCCAAAGCAUUUGAAACAGGAAAUUGUUUAGGAACUUGUCGGUCCAAAUGUUGGACAACUUCUAUGUUUUGGUACAACCAAGCAAUUCAAAGUAUAGAGAAUGAUAACACCGGUGCAUAUGACUCAACCAUGCACAGCCCUUUGCAUCAAUUGUUAGCAGCACAAGCCCACAUGUUUCUUGUUGGGGGCUUUGGCAUUGAGAAAGAUCCUCAAAGAGCAGGAGACUUGUACACUGAGGCAGCUGAUGCUGCAACAGAGUCCAUGAAUGGCAGAAUGGCUUGCAAAUAUUAUACACUGGCUGAAGAAGCUUGGGCUGAAUGUGAAGAUGAAUAA